GCUAUCGUUAUCGGAGAGCGCGUCGCAAUCGUUUUCACAAUUUGUAUUUAUUUUCCUGGACGCCAAUUUAACGAAAAGACUGCCCAAAAUGUCCGGAUUGGAAUCGUACAUCAACCACACAGUGUCCAUCAUCACGGCGGACGGACGGAACUUCAUUGGGACGCUCAAGGGAUUCGACCAGACCAUCAAUAUCAUCAUCGACGAGUGCCAUGAGCGCGUCUUCUCCACCAGCUCCGGCAUCGAGCAGAUCGUCCUAGGACUGCACAUCAUCCGCGGGGACAACAUCGCCGUGAUCGGCCUGAUAGACGAGACCAUCGACUCCCGCCUGGAUCUGGCCAACAUCCGUGGCGAGCCCCUGGGCCCGGUGGUGCACUAGAAUAGCGAAUAAAACCAGUGAUUCUCAAGACUUAA
Molecule: messenger RNA, 411 nt
Organism: Drosophila subpulchrella
Lineage: Eukaryota; Metazoa; Arthropoda; Insecta; Diptera; Drosophilidae
Product: U6 snRNA-associated Sm-like protein LSm8
Exons: 1
Coding region: 89-376 (95 amino acids)
Biological process (GO): mRNA splicing, via spliceosome
Cellular component (GO): U4/U6 x U5 tri-snRNP complex; U6 snRNP; precatalytic spliceosome
Molecular function (GO): RNA binding
Source: RefSeq, a predicted model, not a curated record